This is a messenger RNA of Harmonia axyridis, 9445 nucleotides long. It is a transcript of the gene cora, whose product is annotated as protein 4.1 homolog. Lineage: Eukaryota; Metazoa; Arthropoda; Insecta; Coleoptera; Coccinellidae. Gene Ontology annotation, cellular component: cytoskeleton; plasma membrane. The transcript has 16 exons. The coding region runs from base 173 to 8212 and encodes 2679 amino acids. Gene Ontology annotation, molecular function: structural molecule activity; actin binding. The record is from RefSeq and is a predicted model, not a curated record.
UUUCAUCGUUAGCGUAGUGUAGCGUUGGUUUAUCAUUGGUUUGUGGUUUGUGAUUGUCUAGUUGUUUAUGGUGUGGCCCAUCCCAGUUCGCUGUGAAUUUGUGUGCCGUAUCCAAAAAAUAACUAAACUUUUCAAAUCAAUGGAUUAUUCCCUCUGCUGAAACGAUUAAAAUAUGCCCGAAGAAAAAAUGACUGUUACGAACGAUUCUUCUCCCGCAAAAAGUAAAUCCUCAACACUGAGUCGAAGCACUGAUUCAACAGUAGCUCAAAUCCUUCUUCUGGAUGGAAAUACACUCAAUGUUACAAUUGACAAAAGAGCAAAAGGAAGAGAACUUUUAGAAUUGGUGUGUGAAAAUAUCAACCUUAUAGAAAAGGAUUACUUUGGACUGAUAUAUGCUGAUAGACAUGACGAUAGAAAUUGGUUGGAUUUAGAGAAACGUAUAUCUAAAUUUCUCAAAAGUGAACCAUGGAAAUUCAACUUCGAAGUAAAAUUCUAUCCGCCUGAUCCUGCUCAAUUGCAGGAAGAUAUCACUCGAUACCAUUUGUGUCUUCAAAUUCGAAACGACAUCUUGAAAAACCGCUUGCCUUGCUCUUUUGUUACCCAUGCCCUGUUGGGAUCUUAUUUGGUGCAGUCAGAAUUAGGUGAUUACGAUCCUGAUAAUAUGGGUCGUUACUAUCUCAAGGACUUCCAGUUUGCUCCAAAUCAAACACCAGAUCUAGAAGAAAAAGUAAUGGAGUUACACAAAACUCACAAAGGUCAAUCACCUGCAGAAGCUGAACUUCAUUAUCUAGAAAAUGCUAAAAAACUGGCCAUGUAUGGUGUAGAUUUACAUCCAGCUAAAGAUUCUGAAGGUGUAGACAUUAUGCUAGGUGUCUGCGCUUCAGGUUUAUUAGUUUACAGAGAUCGUUUGAGGAUAAAUAGAUUUGCUUGGCCAAAAAUAUUAAAAAUUAGCUACAAACGACACAAUUUUUAUAUAAAAAUACGUCCUGGUGAAUUUGAACAAUUUGAAUCGACAAUAGGCUUCAAAUUGGCUAAUCAUAGAGCUGCAAAAAAACUUUGGCAAACAUGUGUUGAACAUCAUACUUUCUUUAGAUUGAUGUCUCCUGAAAUUUCUCAAAAAUCUUCAUUAUUCCCCAAACUUGGAUCCAAGUUCAGGUAUUCAGGCCGAACUCAUUAUGAGACGAAAAAAACUCCUAUCGAACGGCCAGCACCAGAAUUUUCAAGAUCACUAACAGGCAAAAGACUCACAUCUCGAAGUAUGGACCCUCUUGGAGGAUCUAAAGCAGAAGAUGAAUAUAAUGAAGCUAAUAAACGACACACAAUGUCUAGUGCCCCAGAACAUAUACCUGACAUAGACACAAGUCCAUCAAGAGUGAAAUCGCAAAAGGAUAAAAAAGAAAAGGAUAAGCUGACAAGGAUUGUUAAUAAAGGAUCAACCAGUGUGAGUUCUGCAAGUUCCAUUGAAGGAGAUUAUGAAGCUGAACAAGAAGAAGAUGAGAAACCAAUUGGAGGAGUAGCUGUGCUCCCAGCAGGUGGUCUUUUUGGGAAGAAAAAAGAUGAGAAAGAAAAUAUCGAUGAGAAUGCACUUGAAAAUGGAACACAUGACCUCAAUUCAACAAAUGAAAGUGACAAGUCGCAAGAUGCUAAAUCAAAGAGUCCUGGUUUCCUCUUCGGUUCCAAACGUGAAAAAUCGCCUAAAGACAAGAAGGAGAAAGAACAGUUGGCACAAAAAGUCAAAGAAAGCCCUGAUAAAGAAAAAUCUGGUGGGCCUCCUGUAGGAUCACCACAACUACCAGCAUAUACGAAACAAUAUGACUAUGUGACAGCCGAAGAACCAGGCAGCCCAAGAAAACCAUUCACCAAAGGAUUCUCUUAUGAAAAACCAUCUUCUAGUGAUAUGGAGCCGGAGAAUCUUCAACAAUCUCCAUCCACAAAACGUGCCACUGGUCUGGCUUUCAAUUAUGCCCCAGGAGAAGAAAAUAAGUUGAAUUCUGGCUUACGUUCUGCUGAUGAUCCAAGAAAACAUAAAUACUUGAAAGAUCCCAAAGCAGAUUCAAAUGCUUUCCUUGAAGGUGAACGCUAUCUUCAUUUGGAACCACCUGGCCAAAAGACCUCAAUUACUACUGCAAUUCCUCCAACUGACACAAAAGCCACAAAACCUGUUAAAUUAUUUGUUAUCACUGGCAAAAAGAACCAAAAAACUGGAAGAAUAGAUUUAGAAACCGCUACAGUUGAUAUUUGUCCAGCUAAUCAAAACAUUCAAACAAAAUUGAUUGAAUCAAAGUAUGGUCUCAUAGAUCCUUCUAAUGGCACAAUUAUUGUUAGUGAUCCAGUGAAUGGCCAGAAAGAAGUCAUCCAGGGUCAUAUUGAUCCUGCUACUAAGCAAAUUAUCAUAACAUCAGGAGGAGUUAUCGAUCCACAAACUAACAAAAAGGAUUCAAGUUUGGGGCAAAUUAUUUCUAUUGCAUCACAACAUCAAGAACCUCCUCCAAAAAGUCCUUUAGCUAUUAUCCCGAAAAAAAGAUUGGUUAAACUUAUUGUCAUUACUGCUAAGAAGGAUCCCUCAGGUAGAGUUGCAGCUGAAAAUGGUUUUGUUGAACACCUGGAGGCUAUAGGAGAUCCUGUAACUGGUCAUAUAGAAACCAAAUAUCGUGACAUCGAUCUAAUAAACAAAACUGUCACCCUAAAGGAUCCUAAAACAGGAAAAACUACAGUAAAAAAUAUUGAAGUUGAUACUGUACUAGGACAAGUCAUUGUACGGGAUGAUAUUUUAGAUCCUAGAACAAAUAAAAUUGAUAAUACUUUAGGUCAAAUAAUAAAAUUCGGUGAUAAUAAUGAUACAAUUUUGCCCAUUACUGCAGUAACGGCACAAAGAAAUCCACAAACAGGACAAGUGGAUAUUACUAAAGCUCAUAAGGAAACAACUAAUGGAAAAGCUGAUGCUAACAUGGGACAGAUUAUCACUAAAUAUGGCUUUAUUGAUACUAAAAAAAAGAACAUCACAAUAACUGACCCUAAAACGGGAAAAGCCGAAGCGGUACCAAUUCAGUUUGAUGCUCAAGACAAUAUUAUUGUUCUUUCUGGAGUUAUAAGUCCAAUCACACAACAGAAGGAUAAUAAUUUAAGUCAGAUUUUACAGGUUGGUUCUGAAAUUGAACCUCAAGUCAAAGUUACGUCUAUAGUUGGAAAAAUUGACAAAAAAGGUCUGGAUCCUAAGAGUGUAGGACCAGUUGAACAAACCUUAGGACUUUAUGAUCCAGAUAAUAAUAAAGUCUAUACUAAGUACGGAAUUUAUGAUCCAUUAAAUGAAACUCUGACUCAUGUAGAUCCUAAAACAGGAAAAAUCGAUAUAAAACAAGGUUCUAGAGAUUUGGCUUCAGGAGAAUUACUAUUCAAAGGCAUCAACAAUUCUAAAACAGGAAAACCUGAUAAUAAUCUUGCAAGAUCUCUUAAAGUAGAAGUGGAUACUGCGAAACCUUAUAGUUCCCAAAUUCCCGGUGCAGUUGAGUUUUCUUCACCAACGGCAGCUAAUAGAACUACUACCCCUGACAUUAAAAAUCAAGUGAUCAAAUUGUUAGUGAUUUCUGCUAAAAAAGACCCUAAAACAGGUCAAUUAGAUAUGGAAAACGCAUUUGUUGAUCAGUCUGCAGGUACCUUGCAUUCGACCGGAGAAAUAAGCUCAAAAUAUGGAGUAUUAGAUCCUCAGAAAGGUACAUUAGUAGUAACCGAUCCUACUUCUGGAAAAGAUGAAACCUUACAAGGAGUAAUCAUCCCCACAACUGGUCAAAUUCUAGUUUUGAAUGGAUCCGUCAUAGAUCCAAAAACCGGUAAAAAAGAUAAUAACCUUUGUCAAAUAUUGACAAUAGUUGGAAAUAGACCAACAGAAUCAAAGAAAUCUGUUAAGGGAGCUCUACCUUCUCAUCCAAUUCCGAAAAAGCGUUUGGUGAAAAUCUUGGUUAUUACAAACCGAAAAGAUCCGAAAACAGGAGCUGUAGAUCCAGAAUCAACAACAGUAGAAAAACUUACUGCAACUGUGGAUCCUGUAACAGGUAUAAUUGAAUCGAAAUUUGGAAAAUUAGAUACAAUCAAUGGCAAAAUUAUACAAAAGGACAAAUCUGGAAAACCAAUAGUGGGAUCCAUAAAAUUCGAUGAAAAUACUGGACAAAUUUAUGUUCCUGACUGUGUUAUUGAUCCAAAGACAGGGAAAAUUGAUUCAAACCUGUCCCAAGUUAUAAAUGUUGUAGAUCCUCAAUUCCCAGCAAUUAUAGUUAAUACUGUUACUACUGCAAGAGAUUCUAAAACGGGUGCUUUAGAUAUCGAUAACGGCCGACAAGAAAUUACCAAUGGUAAAAUCAAUCCAGAAACAGGUGAAAUAUUCACAAAACAAGGAACUAUCAAUUUAGUAUUGAUGAAAAUUUUCACUAGAGAUCCCAAAACUGGAAAAAUCACAGAAAAGCCAGUUGUUGUUGACAAAGACGACAACAUUAUCAUUUCAGAUAUAGUUAAUCCCAAAACUGGCAAAACAGAUCCUAAUUUGGUACAAGUUAUUCAAGUGGGUCCAGAAAUUGAUCCAGAAAUACAAAUCACUAGCUUUGUUGGCAAAUCUGACAACAAAAAGAAUAUUAUUGAUUCUAAAAAUGCAAUACCUUAUAGUUCACCUGGUUUAUACGAUCCUGAUCGUAAUAAAAUAUUCACGAAAUAUGGAGUUUUGGAUCCUAUUGAAGAAACUUUAGCUAUUACUGAUCCUAAAUCUGGAAAACUUGAAACUCGACAAGGCGUCGUUGAACCAAACAGUGGUGAAUUGAUAUUCAAAGGAGGUUUUGUCAAUCCAAAGUCAGGCAAAUUUGAGAAAGAUCUCGGAAGAUCGAUUUCUGUGAAAAUAAUCGAACCUUCUAUUGAUCCUGUAGCUUCUCAACAACCUACUAUAAAAGAAUUGACCAAACCUGAAGUUGUGGAAGCGGUGAAAGCAGUCGAACCUGCUAUUUCUGCUGGACAAGAAAUGAAACCAAGUAAAACAAGUGUAUCUCCUGCAAAAUCAUCGAAUGUCUCGCAACAAAAAUUAGAAGUUGUUUCUGCUAAAGCAGAACAACCAGUUGAGAUGGUACCAAAACAUCGUAUCGUUAAAAUAAUGGUCAUAACAGGUAGGAAAGAUCCAAAGACUGGAAUAAUUGAUACUGAACUUGGCAAACUUGAACAUAUAACUGGUAUCUUGGAUCCAAUAACUGGAAAAAUUGAAACUAAAUAUGGCCAGUUAGAUCCCAAGACCGGAUCCAUGGUGGUCAAAGAUGUUAGUGGUAAAAGUGAGACAAUUUCUGGUAAAGUAGAUCCGUUAACUGGUCAAAUAUUAAUCAAUGGUGGUCCGGUAAUCGACCCAUCUACUGGAAGACCAGAUCCUUCAUUGGGUCAAACAUUCUCCAUUGUCGGAUUGAAACAGGCUCAAGAUCCAAACGCCGCUCCUCUUCCACGAAAAAGAAUAAUCAAAAUAACUGUUAUAACUACAAGAAUCGAUCCCAGAACCGGUAAAAUUGAUCCUGAGAAAGGACAAUUUGAACAAUCCACAGCGUUAUUCAAUCCAGAAACAGGUCUUAUUGAAUCCAAGUAUGGUUUGAUUGAUCCAAAAACUGGCAAAAUUAUCAUUAACGACCCGAAAUCUGGCAAAGUUGAUGCAAAGCAAGCCAGUCUUAAUGAAGAGAAUGGACAAAUAUUGGUUACAGGUGGAAUAACUGACCCUAAAUCUGGAAAAUUGGACAACACUUUGAGUCAACUAAUAAGUAUUUCUGGACAAAACGAUCCUGUUGUAGAAAUUACUACUAUUACUGGAAAGAAAAAUGCCACAUACGGUUGUAUUGAUUUUGAUCAUAGUCAUAUGGAAAAUACCAAAGGUAAAAAGAUUUCGUCAACUGGCGAAAUUGUAACCAAAUAUGGUAAAAUAGAUUUGAAACUUCUGAAAAUAAUGACAAAAAAUUCGAAAACUGGACAAACAGAAACAAGACCCAUUCAACUCGAUAACGAAGGUAAUGUUAUCAUAUCUUCCGGAGUAAAGGAUCCAAAAACAGACACGCUAAAUUCUGAUUUGGCACAGGUGAUUAAAAUUGGAGGAGAAAUCGAUCCUGAAGUCCAAAUUGUUAGCUACAUAGCUAAAAUUGAUCCUAAAAAGGCAACCAUCGACGCUAAAACUGUUUCUCCUGAAAUUUCUUAUGGUAUAUAUAACCCUCAGACACAUAAAAUUGACUGUAAGUAUGGUCAAUUAGAUCCUCUCAAAGCAACAUUGACGUAUAUGGAUCCCAAAACAGGAAAACAAGACGUAAAGGCAGGUAUAAUUGAUACAAAUAGUGGGCAGAUUUUAUUGAAAGGAGGUUAUAUUAAUCCUAAAACUGGAAAAAUUGACCCUAAUUUUGGAAGAAUAAUUAACGUUUUUAUCAGAGAACCUUUGAUUGAUGAAUCAGGGAAUUUGAUUCAGCGUGAACUGAAAGAUGUGAAGGUAGAUCCAAAAACGGGACAGGUUUGGGUAUAUGAUUCUCAGGACCCUAUAACUAAACAAGAGAUCUAUUCAACAGGAUAUGUAGAUCCAAUUACUAGUUAUGUCAUAACAUUGUAUGGUUACUUAGAUCCUAAAUCAGGAACUAUCAACAAGAUCGUUAAAGUUGACUCUAGUAAUGUUAAAGUAGAUCCAUCAACAAAUGAAGUUUACACCAAAACUAGUGAAGUCGAUGAUACCGGUAGUCCAAUAUACUCUACCUCUGAAAUCGAUCCUGCAUCUGGUCAAAUAUUUACUAAAUACGGAAGAAUUGAUCCAAAAACAGGAAAGUUAGUUAUAAUUCGAAUUUAUUUAAUCAACGAUUCUGAACCAUCUGGAAGAGUCAGAGAAAUCGAUCCCAAAGACUGCCAAUUUGAUGAAAAUACUGGUAAGAUAAUUAAUAUAAGCACCCAAACAGUUUAUAUUUAUUCUUUGGUGGACCCAAAAACCGGAAAAAUCGUACAGGUUGACCCUAAUGAUCCUUUGGUUAAAAGUGCGAACACUAAAGUAACCCAAGUAUUAACACUUUCUGGUGAAAUAGAUCCUGAAACUGGUAGAAUUCAUACCGAGUGGGGACAUAUUGAUCCUCAAACUGGAGAUAUAGACCCAAAAACAGCACGAAGGGAUCCUGUUACUGGAGAAUUGAUACUCAAUUAUGCUCAAAUUGAUCCAAGUCAUUUCGAGGAUUUGAAGGAUCUCAAAGUAAAGGUGGAAACUUACAAACCUGGUAGUUCCGACCUUUCUAGUGACGAUGAUUUGAACGAAUAUGCAUCCGAGAAUUUGAAAGAUAUAACGAAUUUAAAGUCAUCCAAAAGCAAAAAGACGGUUGCUUCUACAACACCUGUCAUUGUUAAGACAACAACAAAGCAAAUUGUUACCAAGGAUAAGGAUGGUGUAACUCAAAAUAUCGAAGAAAGAGUUGAGGAUGGCCGUACUGGUGAAGUUACUGUUUCAACGCAAAUUAAUAAGGCGGACGCACCAGUCUCUGAUGAUGGCAAAUCGCCAUUCGUAACUGCAAGAGCUGUUACUACGCGAACGGCUACUACACAUGAAGACCUUGGAACUAAUGCUCGAACACAACAACUGGAAGAGAAAACUGUAGCUCACUCUAUGACAUCAAGCGCUACUCGUCAGGAGCAAAGAACAGUGACUCAAGAGGUCAAAACAACAAGCACUGUAUUAUCUGCUGAUCAGCUGGGCAGACGAGACUCGAUAAGCUCGACUAGUUCAGGUGAUUCAGGCACUCCAAUUGAUCCACCAGAUGAUCCAAGUCAUCCAUACUAUAACAGUGAUAUAUACAAGGAUAUUCCUGGUGGUAUUGUACAAACAGAAAGUGUUGUAUACAGUGGAGAUCCCAAUAUACAGAGGACACCAACUACCAAAGUUCCAGUGGUUGCAACAGAAGCUAGAAAAGUACAUUUGACUUCUGAAGAUGGAAAUUAUCAAGCUACCGGUGAAAUCAUUAGCUCUCAAACUAUAAGUUCUAAAACUAGAACUGUGGAAACCAUCACAUACAAAACAGAGAGAGAUGGUGUUGUUGAAACUAGAGUUGAACAGAAAAUUACUAUACAAUCAGAUGGGGAUCCAAUAGAUCAUGAUAGAGCUUUAGCAGAAGCAAUUCAAGAAGCAACUGCAAUGAAUCCCGACAUGACAGUUGAAAAAAUCGAGAUUCAGCAACAAUCAGCGCAGCCAUAAAAUGGAAUGUGUUCUUGGAGCUUCAGCUUACCUGUGCUAUAUUUUAGAUGUUAUUGCUUCAUUGAAUAUAAAUCUAACUUAAGUACUAAAAUAAGUCAGUUCAUAAUGAUGUUAUUUUUCGAGCAUUUAUGGGAAACAUUUUUAUCCCAAUUUUUCUAAUUAUUUAAUUGAAUAGUUUUAUUUUAUUUCUCAUUGAAGCCUUGUUGAAACUGUAGCUUCCAUUCAGUAGGGAAAUCAGAUUUUACUAAGGAAAUUAUUCUUUUUUACGUAUUACAAACACAUCAUCACUAACAUGCUUUAUGAAAAGUGCUUAGAUUUUCGUAAAUCUUGGUGGACCUUUCAAAGUGUUAUUUAUAAUUUUAUGAAUAACUCAAAUAUCUUUAAUUAUAUACAACAUUGAGUGUUGCUAUUUUCUUCAGAAUAUUUGACUUUUUUUCAUGAAUAUUUUGCAUAUUUUUCAGUUUUUGUGCGGAAAGCUAAAUUCUGUUUCAAUAGUAUUUGAAAUUAUAAUUUUUCUAUAUCUAUUGUUAAUAAUAUCAUGUUCAAGUGUGUGAGCAGGUUUUUCAAUUGUACAAAAUAAAAAUUUAUCUAUUAUAAAUUUCCGAUGUUGAAAUAAAACAGCAGUAUAUAUUGUCAUACAUUUUGAAAGUUUUAUUUUCUGGAUAAGUCCAAAAAAUUAUUCCAGAAAAUUUAUGUGCUAAAAAACAUUCCAUUUAAAAUAAUAGCUCUUGCAUGUAUUCACUUGCAAAGGCAAAUUGUUACAUAUUUUAAAUUUUAUUUAUUGUUUUCUAUAGUAAAAUCUAUGUAGUUGUAUAUAAUGGACAAUUGAAGGGGACCUUAAAAUUAUUUAAGUGACAAUAAAUUGAAAAGUUCGUCACUUUCAUGACACUAUGUCCAUGACGAUAAAAGUUAAUGCAAAAAAACUUUGUAGUUCUUCCAGGAAAUUAUAAUUUUAUUUUUGUGAUUCUUUUGAAUGAAUUUUCACUUCUGGGAACAUUUGCCUUGCAUAUUUAAGAAUUUAGCUUUUUUUUCACCAAAUUAUAAUUAAUUAGUUCAAAUCAGUUGCUACCAUGUUAACUGAUAUUAAGAUAUUUGAAUCUUUGUGAAUAUAUGACAAAAGUUCAAUUUGGACAUUGAAUCUUUGCUUUAAUUAUUUUAUCUGCAGCUGUAUUUAUAUCAUUGUUUGUAUGUAUGUUUUGAAAAUUUUAUUUAAAUAAAAAAAAUGUUGAAAUA